Molecule: messenger RNA, 857 nt
Organism: Ceraceosorus bombacis
Lineage: Eukaryota; Fungi; Basidiomycota; Exobasidiomycetes; Ceraceosorales; Ceraceosoraceae
Source: the annotation of a GenBank genome assembly
CCCGAGUCUAAUAGCUACUGGCUUUGGCUUCCAGCAGCGUAGCUUUGGCAGUGACAGCAGCUUUGGCUUCUGGCGCUUGGGCAUUGUGGCACGUGCGUCGGCUCUUGCAUGAGAGUGAGCUAUGUGUGGCCUGUGCGGCAACAGCAUCCCAUCCAUCCAUCCCUCCAUCCAUCCACCUCCGUCCAGACGCGGCAAGGGGGUCCGAUCAUCAUGCUUUCUCAUUUGCAUAGCGCAGACUCUAGCUGUGAACAGCAUCGACAGCGCUCGCGUCGCCUUUCACGUGAGCCGCAGAAUCUUCGGAGGUCGGUUUCGACGCAGCAUCAGACGCUCCUCGACGUGAACCUGCCCUCACGCCCCGCCCCUGCCUGGCGCUUGCCAACGCGAUGACGCGACUGACCGCCGCACAGCAGCCGACACCGAGAUCUACCUGUUGAGAUCUGUCGACCUCCAUCACUCAAGCUUGACGUCUCAUCGAAGCCCUGACCUGCGUUUCUGUCAUGCGGCCUUGUAUAUGGCUUCACUCGCACUGCCCUUCAGCUGCCGUUGUCAGCCUUUCAGGUCAGAUGCACUCGGGCUGUCCUCUACUGCAGCUCAAAAGGGGCGCUAGAGCAGGUUACAGUUCUGCUCCCUUGGCUUCUUUAUGCGCGCUCUUCAUCCGCUGGCCAGCGGCGCCGCGGUCACUACCACUCGAUGCAGCUGCUUUACGCUGCGUUAGCGGAUCUUUUCUGACUGUACGGUCGGGCCCUUUCACCUUCACCUUCAAGCUCGAAGCAAAGCCACAAACUUCGCUUGCGCUUCAGGCCACCAAUGCUUAAAUUGGACACCUUACUCGUUCUACCCUCGGAAGGCGAUGCCUU